Messenger RNA from Candoia aspera, 5384 nucleotides. It is a transcript of the gene GRID2IP, whose product is annotated as Grid2 interacting protein. NCBI's taxonomy places the organism in Eukaryota, Metazoa, Chordata, Lepidosauria, Squamata, Candoiidae. Gene Ontology annotation, molecular function: protein binding. The record is from RefSeq and is a predicted model, not a curated record.
AUGCCUGCCACCAAUGAUGGGUGGCCAGAGGCGUUUGGCUUUAAGGUCCGUGGCAACGGUCCCUGCUACAUCUUGGCUGUGGAAGAAGGCAGCAGCGCCCAGGUGGCCGGCCUCCAGCCAGGAGACCAGAUUUUGGAGAUCGAGGGGCAGCCUGUUUCCUCCAUGAAUGCGGAGGCCCUGGCGGUCCUGGCAAGGCGGUGUGAGAACGUCCCCCCGAGCAUUGGCGUGGUCUCUCGUGUCCAGCAAGUGGACCUCCCCCUGGGGCCGGAGGGACACUUUGGCUUCACCUUGACUUGUGAUGUGGGCGAUCCCAUGCAGGUGGAGAGCGUGGCUCCAGACUCACCUGCUGCCAAAUGGGGGAUCAAAGUGGGUGACUAUGUCCUGGAAGUCAAUGGCGUUUCUGUCCAGUGUCAUGAAGAUGCGGCUGCCGCGAUCCAAUCCUGCCGGGAUCACGGUCUACGGCUGGGACUGCUGCGGCUGGGGCGGCUCCGGCGGUGGACCAGCCACAGCGUGGAGGAGUUUCUCCAGAGCGCAGAUGCUGUGCAUCAGGAAAGGAGGCAGAAGGCUCAGGAGUUCAGCAAGAAGGUGCAGGAGAUCCUGGGUGACCAGCCCAACGUGAGAGAGAAGAUGGUCACAUCUCUCAAGCAGUUCGCUGCUGAGCGGAAGGUGGACUAUUUGGCUCACGCCCUUUCCCUCAUCCUCAUUAAGGAUUCCCACCAGCUGCUCCUGGACCACAUCAGGAUCUUCAUCCCCCGGAAGCACCGGCAGCGCUUCGACGAGGUGGUGUCCCAGAGCCUCAUCAGCAAGCUGUGCCGGGCGAAGCGGGAGCCGCCGGCCCACCGCCUGAGGCGCAGCCGCAGCGAGGACCGCCCCGAGCGCCUGCUCGCCUCCGCCCGGGCCAGCUCGGCGCCCCGCAGCCGCGAGGAGAGCGGCCGCGGCUCGAGGAGGUCGGCCGCUCCGACCAGCAGCAGCGUAGGGACCGGGGCGGCUUGCAGAACCGUCCGUGUCCACAAGGGCAGCAGAAGCUUUGGGUUCACGCUACGUGGCCAUGCCCCGGUGUGGAUCGAGUCCAUCCUGCCUGGGAGUCCAGCGGACAAAGCCUCCCUGAGAGCUGGCGACAGGAUCUUGUUCCUUAAUGGCCUGGAUAUGAGGAACUGUUCCCAUGAGAAGGUCGUCUCCAUGCUCCAAGGCAGCGGGGCAAUGCCCACCCUUGUGGUUGAAGAAGGCAUUGUUAGCUUUUCCAGCGAUGGUGAAUCAUCAGAAACACCCAGCUCCUCCUCUGCACUCACCUCUUUGCAGUGGGUCGCUGAGAUCCUGCCCUCCAGCAUCAAGAUCCAGGGAAGGACCUUCCACCAGCAGCUGGAACAUCUGCUCACCCCAGCAGAGCGGUACACAGUAUGCAGAGCCCUGGAGAGCUUCUUCCAGCACAGAAACAUUGACACCCUGAUUGUGGAUGUCUACCCUGUCCUGGACACGCCUUCCAAGCAGGUGAUCUGGCAGUUCGUCUACCAGCUGCUAACCUACGAGGAGCAGGGCCACUGCCAGCAGAAGAUUGCCAGGUUCCUCGGCUACAAGUCCUUGGCAAGGGGGCCAUCGGAUCCAGCUACAGCCGAGCCAAGUGUGGAUGAACCGCCUCGCAGCUCCAUACGGACUGGCCCAGGGGGCUGGAAGAGUCUGCACGGCCACAGCCCCGAGGAUGGAGAACCCAGGGGUUCCAGUGAAGCCGGUGACAUGCCAGGCUGUUUAGCUCCUGGAGAGCGCCAAGCAGGUGAUGGAACUUCUCUUCCAGAGACCCCCAACCCCCAAAUGAUGUCGGCAGUCUAUGCCGAAUUGGAAAGCCGCCUGACUGCUGGUUUGGGAGGGAGGCUGGGCCACCUGCCUGUGCGUCGGGCAUCAUCCUGGGUUCCAGAGCCAACAGGUGCCCGGAAAUCAGGUCUGACUAUUUCCUGGCAGAAUGAUCCUGCCCAGCAGCCUUGCUAUUACCGCUCGCCUGGUGGCCUCCCUUCCCCCAGCAGCACAGACUCGAACCCAUACGUUAGCCUGGACAGCAGCCCAGCCCUGUCGCCCAAGCUGAGCCCCCCAUCUCGCCAGAGGAAGCUGUUCACCUUCUCGCGGCCGCCACGCAGCAGGGACACAGACCGCUUCCUGGACGCGCUGAGCGAGCAGCUGGGGCACCGGAUCACUCUCGUGGAUGACUUCCUCACGCCUGAGAACGAUUAUGAGGAGAUGAGUUUCCACGAUGACCAGGGCAGCUACGUUGCCCACGACCGGAGCAGUGCCAGCGAGGGCUUGAGCAGCAGCGAAAGGAGUUCCCUGACUUACUCCAUCUUGUCUGACCACGUCCCCCCACCUCCCAUCAGCCCACCCCCCAUACCUCCGCAGCUCCAUGAGGCCAAGGAGGAGUCCAGGGCCCCGGAGGCUGCCCAGAGCACUUCCUCCCGCCCCCAUCCCACAGCCCAGCUGGUCCCCCCUCCCCCUCCCCCUCCUCCCCCCCCCUCCCCCCCUCCCCCAAUGCUCUGUGUGCCCCCCACAAUGCCGCAAGGAAUUGUUCACCGCAGGAGCGAGUCCCACCACAUGAGCGUCAAGCGGCUGCGCUGGGAGCAGGUGGAAAAUUCGGAAGGCACCAUCUGGGGGCAGCUUGGGGAGGAUUCGGACUAUGACAAGCUGAGUGACAUGGUCAAGUACCUGGACCUAGAGCUGCAUUUCGGAACCCAGAGGCCGGCAAAGCCAAGCCCCUUCCCGGAGUCCCUUAAAAAAAAGCACGUGGUUGAGAUUCUGUCACACAAAAAGGCCUACAACACAGCCAUCUUGAUUGCUCACCUCAAGCUCUCCCACACCGAGCUGCGCCAGACCCUCCUGAGCAUGGAGAGCGACCGCUUGGAAGCCUCCCACGUCAAGCAGCUGUUGCUGUACGCGCCGGACGCCGAGGAGGUGCAGCGCUUCCGCAGCUACCAGGGUGACCCCAGCAAGCUGAGCGAGCCGGACCAGUUUGUCCUGCAGAUGCUUUUGGUGCCUGAAUAUAAAACUCGCCUGUGCAGCCUUCACUUCAAGGCCACCCUGCAGGAGAAGGUGGAGGAGAUUUCAGCCAGCUAUGAGUGCAUCUACAAUGCUUCCCUGGAACUGAAGAAUAGCAAGAAGCUGGCAAAAAUCUUGGAGUUUGUGCUGGCCAUGGGGAACUACCUAAACCAUGGGCAACCCAAAACCAACAAAACAACCAGCUUUAAAAUCAACUUCCUUACAGAGCUGAACACAACAAAAACAGUUGAUGGGAAAUCCACUUUUCUGCAUAUUCUUGCCAAAUCGCUCAGCCAACAUUUCCCAGAACUCCUAGGCUUUGCCAAGGAUUUGCCCACAGUGCCACAUGCUGCCAAAGUGAAUCAGAGAACAUUAACAGCUGACCUCGGUGACCUUCAUCACACCAUCAAUGAGAUUGAGAUCGCCUGCCAGAAUAUGGUGCCUUCAUCACCUGAGGACAGAUUUGUGCCUGUGAUGGAUGCCUUCCUGGAGAGCGCAGAUUCCACCGUACGAUCCCUUGGUGAUCUCCAGCAUAAAGCCAUGGAAGAAUUCAGGAAAGUCUUAUCCUUCUUUGGGGAAGACUCCAAAGUCACAACUUCCGAAGGAUUUUUUGGCAUUUUUGCUGAGUUCAUGAGCAAAUUUGAGCGGGCCUUCAGCGAUGUGCAGGCCGGUGAGCCCCUGGGCAGUCCGAAGAUGACCCUCCCUCGCCUGGUGACCGGACAGUUCAAGUGAGAAUGCAGCACGGUGCUUUCUUGCCCACGGAGAGCAGCUGCUUCUGGUCCAGUCCGGUGGUCAGUGCAAAGCUGUUGCGCCUCAGCAUGGAAGAAGCAUUGCUGGAGACCAGCAGAGGGGCAUUUCUGUGGAAAUUGCAUCUCUCAGAAAGAGAGAGGGGCUGGCUGCAGAUUUCUAAAAACUUCUCCACGCCAGAGACAUCUCUCUUUCACAUGGAUAUUCCUUGGUUUGGUAAACCUGUGUGCUAGAAUCCAAGAUGCAAAGACAAAGCUGGCCUUCCGUUCCUCCCACUUUUUAUGGCCUUUCUGAAAAUUCCUUUAUUUCAGGGAGCUGUGAUGAAGUCUGCAUAUGGCAUUUGAGAGCAGCCAACCAGUUCAGGGGUGCCAUUUCUGCCACCCAGCCUUUCUGGGAAACGCUGAGUGCCCCAAAUCAAAGUCAGGCAUGGACUGGUGGCUGGAUGGUCCCUUUGCCCCAAGAGGAGCUGACCUCCUCCUCCUCCUCCUCCUGCAUCCUGGACUCGAGGCAUCUAUGCCUGUGGUGCAAAGAUAGCCAGCAAGUCUUAACCUUUUGUUCCAGUCAGUCGCUUGGGAAAAUAGGUUCCUAAAGGAAGUGAUCCCCACAGGCAGGAGUAAAUGCAGGAUGGCGGCUGAGGCCUUCUCUCCAGAGCUGGGCGGCAGCAAUGGUGGGGAAGUCCCCCAGCCAGCCCAGCUCCUGCUCAGCAGAAGCUCUGAUGCCUGCUCCACCCCGGCUCCCGCUAUCCUGUCCCUGGGUCAAAUCUGUGGGAGCACAGUAGUGUACGUUCGUGCGUUGGCCACUUUAUUUGUUAGAUUGCCUUCUCACCAUUCCUCCUCAGCUUCUGAGAGGGGCGCCAUUCAUUUUAUCCCUAAGCAGUGAUCCUGUGACAGAAGUGGAGCUAGAAGAGAGACAGAUGCCAAGUCGCUCAGUGAGUUUUCAUGGAUAAGGCUGGACCUGAACCCGCAUCUCUCCAGUCCUAGCCUAGCAUCUGAACCACCACACCAUAGUGAUUAAGAUCAGGAUUCUGGCAAGCUUCCCUCAGAUUGGCAGAGAGUGAGCUCAUUGGACCAGGGAGAUGCUCCGGUCGGUUUGGUGCCCCCAGCGGGCACCCAGCCAAGCCUUUCCCUUAGCCCCUGGAUGGAGAUUCUUUGAGCUGGAAAUGAAAAACAGGCCUCCUCUGACAGCAGCCCAGCAGCCCAGCAUCUCCCUGCCCCACCUUGUCUGCCCUUGAGAUCAGUAGUAGUGACUUCACUGUGGCGUGGGCAAAACCAAGACCAACAACAACGCUGGGCCUUAGUGGGCUCUGACCCACUCUUCUUCUUCUUUAAAGGCCCCAGUCCAGUCAUACCUUGCUGAGCGUUCUUGUUUCACAGCUUGGUGCCAGGUAGCACCUUCAGUAUGGAAAGAAGUUACUUGGGCUUUUUCCUUUGGGGUGUAUUUUGAUGUGUCACUCACAUUGGCCCUCUUUGUUCUGGGUGAUAUGUACAGAGCUCAGCUCAUAUUUUCAAAGAGCUGCAAUUACGUAUUUCAAGGUUAUUUUAUGACGACGACGAUGACUGACCCAGUUCUGCUCUUCUGGUAACUUUGCAAGGCCGUGGGGAGGAGCUAAGCUCUUCCUCUGG